Molecule: messenger RNA, 2295 nt
Organism: Carassius gibelio (silver crucian carp)
Lineage: Eukaryota; Metazoa; Chordata; Actinopteri; Cypriniformes; Cyprinidae
Product: testin
Exons: 8
Coding region: 275-1885 (536 amino acids)
Molecular function (GO): zinc ion binding
Source: RefSeq, a predicted model, not a curated record
AGGGCAGCGCACCAGAGUACAACGGUUUCCUGCUCUGACCUUGGGCGUUUCGGUUUGGAACAGAGACUCUGAUUGGUAGUUCACAUCUACAUCUCUGCUCCUAUUGGAUGACCAGCGUACAUUGGCAAUGAGCGGAAGUCUUUCAGUGUGAGCGAGUGUGAGCCAGAGGGACAGAAAGAGGACUGGCCCGUUCAACAGAAGUGCCCCCUCAGGAAAAGUUGUCUGUGGGAAUAGAGUCAGCGCUGGUUAUCACCUCUAAACAAGCACGACAAGAAUGGAGAUCGAGAAAGAAGUUAAAAAGAUAACCCUGGGCCAUGAAAUUGGAGCCGGAGCUGCCUGUCUGAAAUGCAAGGACAAGUGUGAAGGCUUUGAGCUUCAUUUCUGGCGAAAGAUUUGUCGAAACUGCAAGUGUGGUGUUGAAGACCAUGACGUGCAGCUCGAGUCUGAGGAGAAUAAGAAGGUGGGGAAGCUUUUUGAGGACACCAAGUACACAGGCCUCAUUGCCAAGCUGAAGAGAGAUGGCAUCCCGUCUUAUAAAGGCAACCAAGUCACCAUCUGCCUCCCGGAAGCCACCAUCAGCACUGCUACUCCUGUUCCUGCUGCUUCCUUUAUCUCCACCCCCAGUGCUCAUUCUGGUCCUUCCCAGCCUGCUGGUGCCACUGCUGCCCCGGGGGCUGCAGUUCACUCCCCUUCUGCUGCGCCUGCAACAAGCCGUACUGCUGCCCCAGGAUCAGGCCGUACAGCUGCAUCAGCGCCAGGCCAUAGUGUGGUUUCAUCUGCAGCCAUCCCAGCCAAAGUCCCUGUUGCUGCCACUACGGUUGUCCCAACCCCCACCCCAUUGCCUGCCAAAACAGAUGUGGUGAAGUCUGUUACCUAUGAAUGGGCUCCACCUGGGGUCAACCAAAGCUUGGCUCUGCGAUACAUGGAGCUUCUGCCUCCGGAGCGGCGGCCCAUUGCUGGUACGGCAGGAGCAGAUUACCGUAAGAAACAGAUGGCUAAACAGCUUCCUGACCAUGACCAAGACCCUGAGCGCUGCCACGAACUCUCGCCCGGUGAGGUUAAGCAGAUGCAGCAGUAUGUCCGCAAGUACAAGGACGAGGCGCUGGGCAUGGGUGACAUCACCCUGCCAGAAGAGAUGGGACAACAGGCAGGUAGGGCUGGAGAAAGUGGUCCACGAGGCCUCGGGGCAGGAGGGAAGCCUGGUGCUGGAACAACGGGGACGCCAGGAGACAAAGGUGAUGCUGUUGCUACAAUGGGAAAAGUUGGCACCCCAGGGGCUGCUGGGAUUUCACCUGCUGGACCUGUUGGUAACUUCUCAUGUCACCGCUGCCAGCUGCCCAUGAAGCAGGGAGCGCCGGCGGUGUACGCCGAACGGGCAGGCUACGAUAAACUCUGGCACCCGGGGUGCUUUGUGUGCUAUACCUGCACCGAGCUCCUGGUGGACAUGAUCUAUUUCUGGAAGAAGGGUCAGCUGUACUGCGGCCGCCAUUAUGGAGACAGUGAAAAGCCUCGAUGUGGAGGUUGCGACGAGCUCAUCUUCAGUAAUGAGUACACUCAGGCUGAGGGCCAAAAUUGGCACCUGAAGCACUUCUGCUGUUAUGACUGUGACUGUGUGCUGGCUGGAGAGACGUAUGUCAUGGAGAAUGAGAAGCCUGUUUGCAAACCCUGCUACAUGAAGAUCCACGCUGUGUGUUGUGUGGCCUGUCAGAACCCCAUCGAGCCUGAAGCUCAGCGUGUGUCGUACGGGGAGCACCACUGGCACGCCGAACCCCAGUGCUUCCAGUGCUCCUGCUGCUCCAAGUGCCUCGUGGGCCAGCGCUUCAUGGCCAUGCAGGGCAUGCUGCUGUGCUCCAUGGAGUGCAAGAAGAAGAUCAUGGCCUCCUGAAGGAAUAUCUAGGAUCCAUUUUUUUAGGAAAAUGCCUAGAGCACCGCAAGCCUAUUUCUCCCUAUUGCAUUUCACAAAUAUAUACUGCCAUCAUUUUGAGUAAAUAAUGUAUUUGUAUGACCAAACAUAAUUUUCAUGUUAUUCCAAGUCCUUGUUUUUGUAUGAGUUUGGGGAAAUAAUAAGCAAUACAGAGGAGCAGCAAAAGUAAUCAGUGUUGUCAGUGUGACUGUCUUUAAUAUUAAUGAUUUAGUAUUAAUAAACAGAAGCAAUGAUGGCUUUUGUUCUUCGGCUACUGAAAAAUCGAUAUUACUCUCAUAUUUUGCAUCUCUUUCUUAUGUCUAAAAUUGCACUUUAUUUUUUUCCCAUAGCUUUCACUUUGUAAUCCAAUAAAUGUUUUGCAGUAAUAUGAA